AUGCGUAUCGCAGAAAGCAUUCUGAAAGCGGCGAAGGCACCGUGGUCUCAAAAAGCGAAGAUCUCGAAGGCAUGGCAUCCACACCCCAAGAUCAUGAGAUCUUCUCUGGGUGAGGAAGCACAGCGCUUGGGUCAAGUUCUGAGAGAAUACUCAAAACGGUUGAAUCCGAUCCUCCGCGAACAAGCGCAAAUGACUGAUACGGCCACUGCAGAGGAACUAAGAAGCAUGGUUAACCUUGCGAAAAAAAAGCUUGAAAACACGGUUCCAACGGGAGAAGGCAUGAAGACGGCCAAGGACACCAUGACGGCUAUCAUUCUGGAGAAGAUGAACAAGAACGUCUUCGAAGACGUAGAGAAGUUCAGCACAUUCAUUGCCGCAAUGUCCGGUGACAUCGACGAGAUAGGCGCCGGCAUUAUUGAACAAGGAACCAAAAUGUGCGAUGGCACGGUCGUCGAGGAUGGACUCACAGACUUUGAUAAGAAGUAUCUCUGGAGCUGCGUCGAAGCGUUUAGAUUUACUAAUAUUCAGAAAAAAAUUAACGAGCAAGCAGGCUAGAUGUGUGGUUAA
Messenger RNA from Ixodes scapularis (black-legged tick), 567 nucleotides. RefSeq lists its product as uncharacterized. The transcript has 5 exons. NCBI's taxonomy places the organism in Eukaryota, Metazoa, Arthropoda, Arachnida, Ixodida, Ixodidae. The record is from RefSeq and is a predicted model, not a curated record. The coding region runs from base 1 to 555 and encodes 184 amino acids.